CUCUCAGCAACCUCUUCUGGCUUCACCUUCAGCAGUUCAGCGACCAGCUCUUGCUUUCGGAAUCGCUACCGCCUACUAGCCUCGACAGAUGAAACCUUCUCCUUCCCUGUCCACUCUACCAUGCUUUCCGUACAUCAAGCCCAUGUCUAUACUUUUGGAGUCGAAAAUCCGGAAGGGCACGCUUCCCGUCGUCAGUUCGUCACUCCGAUUUGCCUUUCCUGUACAUCCAACCCAUGUGUCUUUCUUAUGCUUCUAUAGUGUUGUUCUUUCCCCACAAGUUGGCUACGAUUGUACUUGGUGGGAGACAAAUGGUUCCCCCUAUUUCCCCCUCCAUAAUCCCCUUCUUCUCUCUUCCAACGAAAACCCUAAAAGUUUCCUCCCUGUUGGUAGCCAUGCAAUCCGAACCCGAAAUCGGAGGAAGACGAAAUCGAUUUGGAACAACGGCGGUGGACAAAUCGCCUGUGACGGUGAGCUCCUUAUUUCUCAGUCUUCUUUGUCGAUAUUUGAAAUUAACCUUCUCGAUUCUGGACUCUCGCUGCAGAACACGGCGGUAGCAAUUAAGAUUCCGAUGGCAUGGUUUCGUCGAGUUCAUACUCGAGCCCUAUCCAUGGGUAGGAACAACGGAAAAUGACGGUGGUGGUGAUGAUGGACCAGCAGGAGGAAUGGGUGCCAGUUGGUGGAAUCGCCGAUGUUCAGGAUGGAAUGUGGGAGAAGCUCGGUGGCUACAGAGGAGGGGGGAAAGACCAGAAAGCACAAGAAAAGUCAACGAGAGGUAUGCAGUUUCAGUUUAAUUUCCGCCAGAGCUGGAAUGGACACGACUCCUUAAACGGGGAAAAGCACAUGCUAACCAUGGAGCAGCAGCAAACACAAGGUCCCAUUCACCGUCAAUGGCAGGCCAUCUUCAGGUUAGGAAGGAUUUUCUGGGAUAAGCAAAAACCAAAGAGUAAAGAGCUAGCAGGACUUUAGAACAUACUUUUCUGACUGAAAGCACUCACAAGUUUUGAUCUUUAAGAGGGGUAGAGCUAUGAAUAUGAUACUGUGGGAUUACCAGAUGGGCAAUGCUAACAAGAGAUAAGGUGAGGGGGGGGGGGGGGGGGGGGGGGGGGCAAGAAGGUGACAAAAUUGCCACUUGAGACUGAAACCAACCUAAUCUGAGUUACUACUGAAAAUCAAUUUAAUAUUUCUGUUUUGUUCUUCAAUCUGUUCCUCUUUGUUGUUCUGAAAUUCUCAAUUUCUUCCUGUUCGCUUUGGUUCGAAGAAGACCAAUUGAAUUUAUGUUUUGCUUUCUAAUCUCCCUUUGUUUGUGUUUAUUAUCGUUUUGUUUGUUGUUUGUGAACCCUGAUUUAUCGCAGUAAUUGUUUUUUGCAGCUGGGUUUCAUAUGCCAGGGAACCAACAAAUGUGAGUAACAAACUUAUCAAGUUUUCCCUUCCUUUCAUUGUUUUCUUCAGUAUCUGUCUUAUUCGACUGUUGUGUGCUUAUGGCUGUCUAGAAAUUGAGUUUCCUUAUCCGAACUAAAAUCUAUAUGCGCAAUCAUGGCUUCUAGGGGUUCGUCUAAUGAGCGACUUAUGGGUUGUAACAAAACUCCAAAAGUAUGUGAAGUUGGUAUUAUUCUUGAAAUUAGGUAUACCAAUCAGAAGAUGUAUAUCGCAGCUACUGCUUGGCUAGCUUUUGUGUGAGCCAUUCUUUUGCUUUUACCUGCCGGCUCUUUUGAAGUAAUGAUGCUUGCUCAUAUUGAUGCAUAUACAUGUUUGAUAUUUGUUCUGCAACUUCUGUUGAGGUCUUGCCAUGUACAUGUCUUUCUGCAAGUUUGCUGGCUGCAGAUAGUUUCUGUUUUCCACUGUGCUCUGCUUAAUUUAGUUGAAGUUUUGACAUGUAGAUAUUCUAUUAUUUCAUUUGGUUUUUGUGUAAGGGGUAGUCAACGAUGUUGUAACAAAUGCUGGUACGAUGAUGUUGCAGCCAAUGAUGGGUCAAGGAACUAUUUUAUUGUUAGCACAAAAGAAUUGCUACCAAUGGCUCAAAAUUACGAGUUACACAAACAUUCUGCUUGAUUUCACAUUCAUGUUUAGGAAGCAGUGUUUUUUACUGUCAGAAUCCUUCUUUUCAAGUUUUUAUUUCUAUUUUUUUGUGCUGCUGCACUUUUUUGCCUGCUGUUGUGAUGCUGCUUCUGCAAUGUUCAUUUAACUUGGCAGUUUCAACACAUUAUGUCAUUUAACUUCGUUGCUCAAAGUUUUAGAACCUUCCAUUGAUUGUGAUUCCCAAGUUUGUUUCCUUCCCCUCUCAUCUCUGGACUUUUCAUCCUCCACAUGAUAUUAGUUAUAUUUACCAUCAUCUGCUUUCACAGGUUGAAGUACAUUGAUUGAAAAAGAAGAAACCAUCCCAUGAGCUUUAGUUCUCGCGCCUUUAGGUCCAUGUUCUCAACUAUUUCCAUAAAAAAGAAACGUUCAAUCAAGGAGACUGUAAUCAUAAAAAUGAACGGUAAGUUACCUUUUUGUUUUGUUUCUGCCGCUUCUCUGUUUUACGUGUACCGCUACCUGAUGUACUCUAUACCGGUCGCAGUUAAGGUUCACUCUCAAUCACGUUAUGGGCGGGGUUUGCAGACAACCUGCCCCUUCCUGAACUCAUUCAAAUGGGUGGAGCCGCAUGAGUGAUUUUAACAUUCGCCUUCUCAUCCCUCCAUUUGUUGUGGUAUAUUUCCCUCAUUUUCUUUAUUUAUUUACAGUUCAUGCCUGCCACAUGUCUUAAAUGAAAUUCAAUUAAGCUAGCCUAAGCAAGUUGCUGUUGCCAAUCCUUCCUUUCUCUCCUAAGCUCAUCAAUGUGGGAAACUUCUGAAUGAUAACAGUACAUAGUUACCACUUCUCUGAUUUCUUUCUACUUAGGGUCAUAUUGGGCUUCAUUUGGUGCCUUUCCAUGUACAGAGUAACCAGUUGCAAAAAUAAACUCCAAUGACAUGUAAUCGCAUAAAUGGCUUAUGUUCAUGUCUUUCAUUAUGAUUUGUGGGAUAAGUAUGUGACAUGCUUAGUAGAAAUUGCCUGCCUGAGUUUGUUUGGCAAAGUAUGAUACAUUGUAAGGGUUGUUUAGAUGGCAAAGGGCAUGGGUUGGUGGGUUCACAGGCUGGGUUUAAAGGGUUUCUUUGAUUCUGUGAUUCCUUCCAUUGUCCUUUCUCAUUUCUUACAAAGCUGAUUAGGCCUAAUCAAUCAUGCUAAGUAGGAUUCGUACGGGUGUUUCCGUAAAACACUUUGAUGGUUAUACUUGAACUGCUUCUCUUCGACUGUUUGUAUGGGUUUGCUGCUGAUUGUUCCGUAGAAGUUGUAGUAGUAGUGGGUCUGCAGUUUAGGGUGACUUACCUUCAUGGCCGCCUUCAAGUUUGAUGAAUGUUUUCUAUCCCGAUUUUGCCUACUCUUUUCCUUACCCUCAAUGCUUUGUUUGCAUGGAACUCACAUGCAUCGAACACAUAUGCUUCUGCAACUCACAUUGCAAUGUCACCUACAGUUCCACAGGGUCAAGCCCAUAAGAACUGCGGAGAUAGUAGCUGCAGACGAAGUUAGUCACCAAUGGUAGGCUAAAGGAAGUUAGUGGAAAAGAGAAUUACCACUAACUGGCAUACCCCAUAUCCUGAAAAUUUUAUUCUCUUACCAUAAUCAUUAUAACAACUUCAUUGGACCUUCAGUGGCUUCAUUAUAAGUUGCUGAUGCAAAGUCAGUUGUAUGGGUUCGCUCGCAUGCUAAUUAUCCUUUUUACCUGCUAGGGGUGGCAGUUCGGUUAUUUCGGUUAUAACCGGUAACCGAUCGGCCGGUUAUCGAUUAGCCGAAAUAAUCAUUCCCCCUACCGAAAACCGACCGAAAUAGGCUUCAGUUUCUCGGUUAUCUUGGUUAUCGGUUAACCAAACCACUUUUAAGACCAAAAACCAUUUCGUCCAGCCUCCGAUAAUCGACCGAAGUUCGUUUACUUCGGUUAUCAGUUAAUGAAUAACCGAUUAAUUA
This is a messenger RNA of Linum trigynum, 3981 nucleotides long. The record is from the annotation of a GenBank genome assembly. Lineage: Eukaryota; Viridiplantae; Streptophyta; Magnoliopsida; Malpighiales; Linaceae.